Molecule: messenger RNA, 1341 nt
Organism: Ricinus communis (castor bean)
Lineage: Eukaryota; Viridiplantae; Streptophyta; Magnoliopsida; Malpighiales; Euphorbiaceae
Product: 50S ribosomal protein L3-2, mitochondrial
Exons: 5
Coding region: 150-1085 (311 amino acids)
Biological process (GO): translation
Cellular component (GO): mitochondrial large ribosomal subunit; ribosome
Molecular function (GO): structural constituent of ribosome
Source: RefSeq, a predicted model, not a curated record
AAAAACAAAAAACAAAAACGAACUUCUCCGCUCUCUUUCUCUCUUCCUUCCCAUUGCUUUUUAGGAUUAUUGUUAUCGUCACUGUUAUUUGUAUUACUACUAACAGAAGAGUGUCUCUUCCUCCGCAUAAAAUUCAUUAGAUUUUAGCGAUGUCGUCGGCCCUAUCGAGAGGCCUCAUUUCUCGUUUUAACCAGCUUCUUUCACUCUCUAAUAAAACCCCAUCCCCACCCUUUUUCUUUAGUAGAAGAUUCAGUAUCGAUUCUUUAAUCGAUGGCUCCCAGAUCCAAGAAGAGGCUCGGAUCCUUGAGGCGAAACCCGGAAUCAUGACCCCUCAUUCUAAGCGAACUGGAAUUAUUGCUCUCAAGUGUGGAAUGACUGCUCUUUGGGAUAAAUGGGGCGAGAGAGUUCCCAUCACUGUCCUUUGGGUCGACGAUAACAUUGUCACUCAGGUUAAAACUGUUGAAAAAGAAGGCAUUUUUGCCCUCCAGAUUGGUUAUGGGCAUAAGAAGGCAAAGCAUUUGACAAAGCCUGAAGUGGGUCAUUUCAGAGCUCAUAAUGUUCCCUUGAAGAGAAAACUGAGGGAGUUUCCUGUCACUGAAGAUGCUCUUAUACCUGUUGGUACUUCCCUCGGCGUUCGCCAUUUUGUUCCCGGUCAAUUCGUUGAUAUCACCGGAAUCACUCGAGGAAAAGGCUUUCAGGGUGGUAUGAAAAGACAUGGAUUUAAAGGAAUGCCAGCAACUCAUGGUGCUUCAUUGUCACAUCGAAGUGGCGGUUCUACUGGUCAGAGGGAUGCUCCUGGUAAGGUAUUCAAAGGCAAAAAGAUGCCUGGGCGCAUGGGUGGGGUGCAGAGGACGGUUAAAAAUGUAUGGGUAUACAAAAUAGAUCCGACAAGGAAUAUGAUGUGGGUGAGAGGGCAGGUACCUGGUGCAGAAGGGAAUUUCGUGUUUAUAAAAGAUGCAGUGUACAAGAAGCCAGAUAUCUCAAAACUUCCUUUUCCUACGUACUUGAGGGCAGAAGAUGAGGAGACAACAGAACCUCUAAUAGCUGAUCUUGGAGAGAUGGAUCCAUUUAUGGUAGCGGAUUAAUGGGGGGGUGGGGGGGCUGCUAGAGAAAACAGUUGAUUCCAGUUAGUUAUAGAAUGAAUUCCUGAAAGGCAUGAAAGAGAAUUUGUAUUUCUGCUGGUGAGGCAUAUUUCGUUUUAAUUUUGGUUGGAAGGCAUGUCCUAUUUUCACCAUUAUUACUGUUUGAAAUAAAUAGGGGAAGCUUCAAAAGUUGGAUGAUUCUGUAGGCAGUUUCUUUUUUUUCUUUUUUUUAAUUUAUUGAAAGUAUAAUUUUUGGUGA